UGCGCUUUUGUUUCCCUCUCUGAAGUCUGAACUCUGAAGCGAAGAGCAGAGAGUGGCCGGGGAGGCGGUUUUCGGAGGUAAUCUGAAGUGAAGAGAAGAGAGUGGGUUUCCAGCGGAAGGGCAUCGGUUUUCGGAGAUUGAUUUCUUAGUUGGCAGAACCCAAGUCAAAACCAUGGCAACCCCUACGUGUUUUUGUUUGAGCAAAGCCAUGGAUCCCGAUGCUGCGCGAACGGCGAGGGAGUCACUGGACCUGGUGUUCCACAUGUCGAACGUCCUGGACACGGGGCUCGACCGCCACACCCUCUCCGUGCUCAUCGCUCUCUGUGACCUGGGUCUCGACCCUGAGGCCCUCGCCGCCGUCGUCAAAGAACUCCGCAGAGAGCUGCAGACCUCUUCUUCGACCGCUCCGUCUUCUCUUUCCUAAAACAGGUUCGUUCGUCGUGGUUUGUCUUAGCCUUUUAUUUUCCAUGAUUGUGACUCGUAAACGUAUCUGGUACUCAAUUCGAAAGUGAAAUGACUAGGUUUUUACUUGUUUGUGUGUUGUGGGUGUCUUGUAACUGGUUGUUGAAAUUCCUAGGCGAGCAAGCAAACUUUUACCAUCAGCUUCUCUAUAAUAGUAUAAUCCCUUUCAUU
This is a messenger RNA of Alnus glutinosa, 633 nucleotides long. RefSeq names its product mitotic-spindle organizing protein 1A-like. The record is from RefSeq and is a predicted model, not a curated record. Gene Ontology annotation, biological process: mitotic spindle assembly; microtubule nucleation by interphase microtubule organizing center; gamma-tubulin complex localization. Lineage: Eukaryota; Viridiplantae; Streptophyta; Magnoliopsida; Fagales; Betulaceae. Gene Ontology annotation, cellular component: gamma-tubulin ring complex; centrosome; spindle. The transcript is spliced from 3 exons. The coding region runs from base 173 to 424 and encodes 83 amino acids.